GCCAAUAGCUCCUGUGCGACGUGUUUGAUGUGAAUUUGCUUGAGUGCGACGUUGUUCGAGCGAAUGGCUGUGGUGCGACACAUUUAAGCAGGUAAAUAGCCCAGGGCCACAUGGGGUGUUAAAUGUGGUUAAAUUGGUCGUCAACCAAGCCCGUUUAUGUUAGGACAUGUGGGUCCAACUUAAUUGCUCCUCAAAACAGCUGACCGUGCCCUGCCGCCCGACCGUGCCGCACCCGCCACUCUGCCCCCUCCCCCCUUCUUCUCCGGUGGCGGCGGAUCUUGCGUUCUCAACGGCGGCGGCGGAGCCCUCGUUCUCAACGGCGGCGGAGCCUUCGUCCUCAAAAAAUGGUUGUGAGGGGAGCCCGUGGGCAUACUGAGAUGGAGCCCCCAGAUUCAACUUCGAAUAGAGGGGAUGCUGCCGCUCGGACCUUCGAAUUGACGGUCAAUUUCUUUCCAUCAAAGGCAAAAUUAGUUGAUGGUAGCAUUCAGAACAUUGAGAGAGACACAAUUGUUAAAUGGGAGGUUGAGUUUACAGAGAUUGAUCCACAAGUUCUACAGAACAUGGGAGAGAAGGCAGUGAAGAAAUGGGUGGAAAAAAUUGGGGAGAAUGUUGUUUGGGGUCCAGAGCAAGAAGUAUCACUGUUGCGGUUUGAUGAUUGGAAAGGAGAGUAUGUGAGAAUGGAAGAUGGUGAACAGAUUGUUGAUGAAAUCGAUCGGCAAAACGGCUGGACAAGCAAACGAGCUAAUUUUUUUGCUGAGCUGGUUGAUCUGAAUAUUUUUUCGAAGGUUGGAUAUGUGCCAUCACAAUUGGCUGCGCAGAUGGUAGAUGAUGAUUGGGCUACACAGAGGCCAUUGAUUCCCAUGUGUACUGAACUUACAGUAAUAGCCGAAGAGGGACAGGUGACUGGAAUUGAAACUGAAACUGUAGCAACUGUUGAUUGGAAUGUAGUUGAAUUAGAUGAGUCUACUGAUUUGAGCAUCUUCCCCAACAACGGCGUUAUGCACACGCUCCCGUACCCCAUCAACAACGGGGAGGAGUGA
Messenger RNA from Triticum dicoccoides, 1040 nucleotides. RefSeq lists its product as uncharacterized. The transcript is spliced from 4 exons. Lineage: Eukaryota; Viridiplantae; Streptophyta; Magnoliopsida; Poales; Poaceae. The coding region runs from base 345 to 1040 and encodes 231 amino acids. The record is from RefSeq and is a predicted model, not a curated record.